GUGCCGCAAGCCGGGAGCGCCCACGACCCGCGCUAUGGGCUCGGACAUCUGGGUUGGCCCCUGGCGGCCACACAGGCCCCGCGGCCCCAUCUCGGCGCACUUCAGAGGCCCCGGGCCCAAAUACAAGCUGCCACCGAACACCGGCUACAUCCUGCACGACCCAUCGCGCCCCCGCGCCCCCGCCUUCACCUUCGGCGCGCCCCUCCCUACGCAGCAGACGACGUGCGGCCCCGGCCCGAGCCACCUGGUGCCCGCCCACAUGACCGUGCGCGGCCGGGUCGGCACCCCCGCCUACUCCAUCCUUGGCCGCCUGCGCCACUCAGCGCCUUUCCUCACUCCCGGACCGGGUCAGGACCCUGGGACCCUGGUCACCCCCACGCGGAGCUGCCUCCAGGGAGGCCCACCGGGGAAUCCCGCACCCGAACCCCGAGCUCCCCUCGGGUGCCCUACGGCCCCAUGUUCGGCAGCCCCAUAUCCGGAUCUCAAAACCCAGAAUCCCGAUCCCCACUGGGCCUUGACAAAUCGUGGCUUCAAUUCCCCCAGCCCCACGACCCCAUCACCGGUUCCCACCAGGCCCCCCACCCGUUCCCGCCCACACCCUUGCUUCCCCCACAGGCAGGUACUUCCCGGAGCGAGCUGGGAACGCGACGUACCCCAGCGCGCCUCGGCACACCAUCGCUCCCCGAAACUGGGGUAUCCACGCGGAGCACCAGACCCCAGGUCCUGGGUCCUACACUGUGCCCUCGCUCCUGGGCCCGCGCGUCAUCGGCAAAGUCUCCGCCCCAACGUACUCCAUCUACGGCCGCAGCACAGUGGGCAGCUGCUUCGAGGACCUCAGCAAGACCCCGGGCCCCUGCGCCUACCAUCAGGUGAACCCUGGGGUCUACAAGUCCCGGGCCCCCCAGUUCACGAUGCUACCGCGGACUUCAACUCCCCAAGACAACACUCUGAACCCAGGGCCCGCAGCCUACAACGUGGACCAGCACCGGAAGCCUCGUGGCUGGACCUUCGGAAUCCGGCACUCAGACUACCUGGCCAGGAUGGUGACCAACGAGGACAACUGACUGACGGUGGCCAACGUGGACAGCUGGCUGACCGGCCGGGCGGGCGCGGCCCCACAACUGUUUGGUUAAAGUUUCUGAGCCAGCGUCGUGUCCGCCUGUCUCUGUUCGCGCCCACUCGGCCGGGGUCCCGGCAAGGCUAGGGGCGGGGCCGAGCGUCGGAGAGUCAGAACUUUGGAACCCCUGCGAGGGCGGGGCCGGGGCCAGAGGGUCUGGGCGGUGUCCGACCGUCGAACCCCCCCGGAGGGUGGGAAGGGUACAUUCUGGGCCCACAGAUUCCGGAGACCCCCGCAAGCUGGACGGAAUGGGCCGGUGAUCCCACCCGCCGCCUCUUUGGGCCCUCGAAUUCCCGGAAGUCCUGCACCCCCCAGCCUCUUUGGAGAAAGUCCUGCACCCCCCAGCCUCUUUGGAGGAAGUCCUGCACCCCCCCAGCCUCUUUGGAGGAAGUCCUGCACCCCCCAGCCUCUUUGGAGGAAGCCCUGCACCCCCCCCCAGCCUCUUUGGAGGAAGUCCUGCACCCCCCAGCCUCUUUGGAGGAAGUCCUGCACCCCCCAGCCACUUGGGGGAUUGGCCAAGACCGUAGCUGGCAGGACUUCCUCGAGGCGGCGCUUGGCGAGCCCCACUUAACUAAGGGAAGGGCCCCACCCGCCCGCUGUCCGGGGGCCGCUGUUGACCGCCGCGGACCUGCUCCUGCUCGCAGCCCGGGGACGGGUGUGCUCGAAGUGAACCCUGCGGUCCUGACCCCGCGGCCGCGGGCGAGGCAGGGCAGAGCGGAAGCAGAGCGGGCGAGGGCUGCG
Lemur catta (Ring-tailed lemur) is the source of this 1858-nucleotide messenger RNA. It is a transcript of the gene CIMAP1B, whose product is annotated as outer dense fiber of sperm tails 3B. The transcript has 5 exons. The coding region runs from base 35 to 1204 and encodes 389 amino acids. The record is from RefSeq and is a predicted model, not a curated record. Gene Ontology annotation, cellular component: cytoskeleton. NCBI's taxonomy places the organism in Eukaryota, Metazoa, Chordata, Mammalia, Primates, Lemuridae.